GUACAAUACACCACGCGUACGCCGGGACGGGACCCAAGCCGUCAACCACUAACCUGCCCCAUCCUGCCGGGUACUUCCCUCUACCUCCCCAGCCAACACCAACACCAGAGAUUCCCAAGGCAUAGGUCCUUGAUUCUUUUUUUGACCUCUUGCUGGCAGUCUAUUUCUGGUAUUGCCCCAGGCAGGUGUCAUGUCCGUUUCAAGCUCUCAUCAGUUCGGAGCAAUCUCUCCCUCUACUCUACUCUCCUCUCCCUCCUAUCAAGCCUCCCCCGGGUCCCCAUGAAGCAACCCAAGUCCCGUGUUUACAAGGCGAGUGGACUGCCGGCGACAUGGGGCCAUAGGAUCUGGCCGUAUUUGUUUCUCUUCUUUUCCCCGUCUGUGAGCUGUGCUCAGUCAACAUCAUCUGAUCAGGCGAUUCUUGUCUCCUUGGUUUCCUACCGUUCACUUCAACCGCUGGUCGGGGUCCCUGGUCGCUUUAUACUGCUUGUUUAUCCCUUGGACACUCGCUGCCUGCUCUCUCCAGAAUGGUCAGGUGAUGGUGAAAUCAGCUUCGGAGGUAGGCAGGACGUGUCGAGCCUGGUCACGGCUCUCGAGGGCGCUUCGCUUAACGCAGCCGCAGGCGCGGCCAGCGCGGCCAACGCGGCCAGCACAGCCAGUGAUGGCGCGGCGGAGGGUGGCACCAGCAGCACAGCGGCUGUCUCCAGCAAACCGCUUCCUCUACCGUUGUACCGCUAAGAAGGCAUCCGUAGGUAACACAAACACGGGUCUGGCGCUCACUGCGCAGGUCAGUUAUUGCCCGGGCAUCCUCACCAAGAACGCUCUCAGGUUAAGGGAUGACGACGACGGUGAUGUCGAUGUUGACGAUGAUAUGAUUGACGUGGAUGACGACGGAGAGGAUGACGAGUGAGGUCGGUUGAGCGGUGGAGUGAACGUUGAUUGGGGUCGUGCGGAUGUUGAUGGGGACCGGCGAGGGAGAGAUCUAUUCUGCUUUGGAUCUGGAUCGCUCUUGAUCUGGCGUCUGGGCCUCUGCAGUUGACCUGAUCUGAUGAAUUAGGUUUCCGGGCGGGGUGCGGGUAUGUGGAUGGAGUUCAGAGAACCGGAUCAGACCGAAGGCGGGAGACGAAGAGUCAAGAAGAAAGCUCAGAGAGGGUAAGGAGCGUGUCCGAAGGGUAUUGUUCAGAUUGUGUAUGUAUACGCUAGGGACCAGAGU
This is a messenger RNA of Thermothelomyces thermophilus ATCC 42464, 1210 nucleotides long. RefSeq lists its product as uncharacterized. The record is from RefSeq and is a predicted model, not a curated record. The transcript is spliced from 2 exons. Bases 280 to 735 code for a protein of 151 amino acids. NCBI's taxonomy places the organism in Eukaryota, Fungi, Ascomycota, Sordariomycetes, Sordariales, Chaetomiaceae.